Kwoniella botswanensis is the source of this 1503-nucleotide messenger RNA. RefSeq lists its product as uncharacterized. The transcript is spliced from 4 exons. Lineage: Eukaryota; Fungi; Basidiomycota; Tremellomycetes; Tremellales; Cryptococcaceae. Bases 1 to 1503 code for a protein of 500 amino acids. Gene Ontology annotation, molecular function: SUMO-ubiquitin ligase activity; metal ion binding. The record is from RefSeq and is a predicted model, not a curated record.
AUGAGACCUCCACUUCGUUCAACUCGAAGUCCACGAUCACCCCCUGCUUCGCCAAAUUCCGAAUCACGACCUAAACCCACUUUGGCCGACGUGACCAUCGCACCUCGUCGUAGACUCCGGGACGGAAGUGCGAGCUCAAGAGGAAGAUCAUCUAGAGGAAAUUCGGUCGUGUCUUCAUCAUCUAGUAGAGCAAGUUCAACCACAAAUAGACCUGCCGGAAGUGGCACUGGGAGUGGAAGGGUGUUGGAUAAUAUCAUACCUUCUAGGAGUAAGAGUAGAGGUAGUCGCAGAAUGCCCAACCACAUAGAAAGAAGUGGAAGUUUACCCUCUACUGUUGAGGUGUAUAGUGAAUCCGAUGGAGGAAGUUUUUCACCUAGCAAUUCCAAUCCGAUUUCAAGGGAAAGUAGUCUGACUCCACCACCAACCAUCGAACCUCCAACAUCAACGACUCGUCAUCGCUCAUAUCCUUCUCCACCUAGUGGUAAUCAACUUUCACAAAGACCUGAUGGAAACAGUCAAUCGAUAUUGGAUGUGAUGGAUGAAUAUCAAUUGCAACCCCAGAAUACCCUUUCUUUGCCUAAUGGUAAUAAUCCUUCUAAUCGAUCGCGUCAUACACCUUCUGCCUCAUCUUCAUCUUCCUCCUCAUCAUCUUCAUCUGAAUCGAGCGAUGGUAGAAGGUACACCACGGAAGAGAAAGGAAAAGGAAGAGCGAUCGUCCCUGCUACUACACCUAUAGAAGUCCAAUCAUCCUCCGAAGAAUCGGAUGACCUCCAGAGAGACAAUUCAAUUCAAUUGAUAGACUCGUCGCCGCAGAAGAAAAGGAGAAGAAGGAGUGAUUCAGAUGUGAUUGUCGAUUUGAUUAAUCCCAAACCUAACGAUAGGAGUAAAGAUGGUCGAGGGGAAGAAGAGGAAGAGGUUGACGAGGAUGAUACGUUGGCUGGCGGUUACACUUGUCCCGUUUGUUUCUGUCCCCCCUCGCAGGCUGUGAUGACACCUUGCGGCCACAUCCUCUGUGCUCAAUGCCUCCAUUCUUCCCUCCUCGCCGCUAUCGGCCGUAACCCCAACCCAUACCCUGAUCCAAUGUUGAACCGUCCCGCAGGAAGAGGUAGGAACCAUCACAGUAAUCGUAAUCCUCAACGAACGGUAUCUAUGCAUGGUAUGAAUGGUGGACCGACCAAAUGGACUAAAGAAAUCUUGAUCGAUUUCUGGUUAUACCAUUUAACUCAAGAAUGCGAGAAGUCUUUGAAAGACGCUCACAUACCACAAGAAGAAUGGGAAGGGAUCAAAGCGGUUCAAAUCCCCGGUGCGGACGAGGUGAAAGUGGAACAGAGGUUAAAAGGUCUGUGGAGGGUGGAUGAGAGUUGGGUGGUCGAGGGAGAAUGUCCUGUCUGUCGAAACCCUUUACCUGGUGGAUAUGGUCCUUAUGGGACUGGUAUAGGCGGUAUCAUACCCCUGCAAGCUAGAUUGUCCAGUACCGUCACCGGACCAAAGAGGAAGAGGUAA